This is a messenger RNA of Drosophila biarmipes, 6440 nucleotides long. Its product is annotated as small G protein signaling modulator 2. The record is from RefSeq and is a predicted model, not a curated record. The transcript is spliced from 7 exons. NCBI's taxonomy places the organism in Eukaryota, Metazoa, Arthropoda, Insecta, Diptera, Drosophilidae. Gene Ontology annotation, molecular function: GTPase activator activity. Gene Ontology annotation, biological process: activation of GTPase activity. The coding region runs from base 582 to 4166 and encodes 1194 amino acids.
AGCAGAGCGAAAAGCUGUGUGGCGGAAAACAGUAAAUGACACAAUAAGCAGUAUAAUCAAAAAUAAACAAUAAAAUAUACCGAAUAGUAUUUAAAAACAGCGGCACCAGCGCACAUACACACGGAACGCAAGGGAGAGAGGGUCAGCCAGAAAGUAUGCAGCAAAUAUGUGAAUAAACACUUCCAAACGGAAACGACAGCAACAACAAGGCAGCAGCAUCAUCACACACACACACUCUGUUGUUGUUAUGUAAGUGUGUGUGCGAGUGCGGGUCUGUGUGCGUGCGUAGUAGUAAAAAUGUAGCAAAACAACAACUGCGACACACAAAAGAAGCAACAAAAAACAUGAGACAACGAAUCUAAGAACCUUUUUGAUACCACAAUUUUGUUAACAAAAAAUAAGGAAGGAAGAAGGUGGAGAGAAACAAAGGGCGAAUAAAGGAAACACGAAAGAAGAAAAGCAAAAGGAAACAAGCAGCUGGCAGAGAGAGAGAAACAGUUUGCCCCGAGAAUUAUACCACAAAAGAACUGGGAGCGCGCGAGCGAAAGAGAGAGCAGAGCGUCCAUCAUCCACCAAUACAAAUGAACAUGCUACACAGUUUCGGCGGCGGCAGCGCUGCCAACGCCACGGGCGACGCCAACAGCGCGGAGACCGAGCUGAAGGAGCGGCUGAUAGCCAGCGUGAAGAAGGAGGUGAAGCAGCUGAUGGAGGAGGCGGUGACCAAGAAGUACGUGCACGAGGAGAGCAGCUCGGUGACCUCGCUGUGCGGCGCCGUGGAGGCCUGUCUGAGCCACGGCCUUCGCCGGAGAGCCCUGGGUCUGUUCAAGACUUCCUCGACGACGGCGCUGAUCCAGAAGAUAGCCAAGAUCUGCCCCGAGGCGGACUACGUGAGCCGGCGUCUCCUCGAACUGGAGCUGGCCCAGGAGUCGCACGCGGUGAGCGGGAAGCGCUCCUCCUCCUCCAGCGACAGCAUCAUCAAGCCGAAGCUGCUCAGCAAGGGCAGUGGGAGCAGCAGCUCGGUGACCACCAUCAACACGGUGUCCAAUGGAGCGGGAGCGGGCUCGGGUGGCGGGGGAGCAGGAGGAGGGGUCAUUGCCCCGCUGGGCAAGUACCUCUGGAUUCGCCUGGCCCUGCACGAGAAGCGGCUGGCCAAGAUCAUCGAGCACCUGGUGAGCAACGCCAGCAGCUACUACGACCGCGAGGCGCUGGUCGCCGACCCGGACUACGGGUCCAUCCUGAGCUCCCUGCUGGUGGGUCCCUGCGCCCUCGAGUUCACCCGGGCCAAGACUGCCGACCACUACUGGUCCGAUCCCUGUGCCGACGAGCUGGUGCAGCGGCACAGGAUCAGCUCGGGCAACCGCACGCCGCCCACCACCCACCGGCCCAUCAUCAACUUCAAGCGCAGCCUGCACACCAGCUCGGAGGACACGAGCAGCGGCUCCUUCAAGGCCUGCUCGCCGGCGAGCGUGGCCAAGGACUACGUGGAGUCGCUGCACCAGAACUCCCGCACCACGCUGCUCUACGGCAAGAACAACGUGCUGGUGCUGCCCAAGGACGUGUCCGAGCCGAUGCCCGGCUACCUGAGUCUGCACCAGAGCGUCCAGUCGCUGACCAUCAAGUGGACGCCCAACCAGCUGAUGAACGGCUACAACGACGGCGACGGCGGCGACAAGAGCUUCUACUGGAGCUACGCCCUCAACAUCAACGUGGACGAGAUCGUCUACGUGCACUGCCACCAGAACCGCGGAGGCGACACUGGAGGCACCAUCAUCCUGGUGGGCCAGGACGGCGUCCAGCGGCCGCCCAUCCACUUUCCCGAGGGUGGGCACCUGCAGGCGUUCCUCAGCUGCCUGGAGACGGGCCUGCUGCCCCACGGCCAGCUGGAUCCCCCGCUGUGGUCGCAGCGCGGCAUCGGCAAGCUUUUCCCCUGGCCCAGGAGCGUGCGCCGCCACAUCCUGCCCUCGGUGAUGGAGGCAGGUGCUCCGGCGGCCGACGAGACGCCCAUCGACUAUGUGUUCCGGGUGGUCAGCAAGAGCCAGCACGAGGAGUUCCUGGCCAGCCAUCCCAUCCUGGAGCUGGGGCGCUCCAGUCCGCGCAGGAAGCACCUGGGCAGCUGCUCCACCACAGGAAGCAGCGACUGCUCCAGCAAGAGCCUCUCCAUCGACCAGAGCAGCUGCGAGACGCCCCUCAUCCAGGCCAGCCAGAGCACCAGCAUCGAGCUGGUCUGCUCCACGAUGCGCAGGCAGAUCAUCUCCAGGGCCUUCUACGGCUGGCUGGCCUACUGCCGCCACCUCUCCACGGUGCGCACCCACCUGUCCGGCCUGGUCAACGUGCGCAUCAUGCCCGACCUGGCUGCGGACGAGGAGGGUCUGACCCGCGACAAGUGGCUGGCGAUGCACGAGGACGGCGUGCUCACCGGCGAACUAGAGCUCUACCGCCUGGUCUACUUCGGCGGCGUUGAGCCCGAUCUGCGCAAGGACGUGUGGCCCUACCUCCUGGGACACUACGCCUUCGGCUCCACGCCGGAGGAGCGGCGGAAGCAGGACGAGACCUGCAAGCACUACUACGAGACGACGAUGAGCGAGUGGCUGGCCGUGGAAGCCAUCGUACGUCAGCGGGAGAAGGAGAAGACGGCCCUGGCCGUGGCCAAGCUGAGUGCCGAGCAGGCUCGCCUGGCGGCCAAUGCGGCCAGCUCCUCGAAUCCCCACCAGAAACUCUCCAACGGCAGUCGGCAGCCGGAGUUGGAGCAGCGGAAUGGCGAGGAGGAACAGGAGCGGAUCAUCUUGGAUGAGGGCGAGAACGAUGUGUUCGAUGACAAUGACUUCUCGGACAUAUCCGAUCCGGGGGAUCUUUUCGAUGAGCCGGAACUGGGCCAGGAAGCCGAGGAGCAGCAGGAGCAAAGCAACCCAGAGGAGCAGGAGGAGCUGUUGGACAGGCAAGAGGAAGAGCAGGAGGAGCGCGGGCUGCCACGUCUCAGCGAGCAACUGGUUCUGGAGUUCCAGAACCUGGACGGCAUGGAGCCACUGCGUCUGCAGGAGAACUGUUUCGCCGAUUCCGAGACGGAAAACGACCUGGGACUGGGUCUGGAUGGCAGCGGAAACAUCCUGAUGCUGAGCAUCAAGAGCUCCCCGUCGACCAGCAGCUACGAGACGGUGGGCAACGAGUUCGUGGACAUGGCGGAAGCCAAGCUUGAGGAGGAAGAGCGCCCGGGAGAGCUGAGCAAGUUCCACAGCGCCGACGAUGUGCGACUGGAAAACCCGGUAGAGGAGGAGGAGGAGCCAUCGCAGCCGGCCACGGCGGUCAUCAUCACGGAGGCGGCCUCGCUGGACGCCCUGGACGUGGACGACGAUCCCACCGAGGAGUUCACCUCGCGCAAGACCAGCCUGAUGUCGCCGCUCAACGAGGACAUCACGGUGGUGGCCUCGCUGGAUGCCCUGCAGGAGCCAAAGUCCGCCUGCGUCUCUCCGGCCAGCUCCAAUGGCGGCGUCUACAGUGUGGAGCUGCUGGAGCAGUUCGGGCUGAAUCUGCACCGGAUCGAGAAGGACGUGCAGCGGUGCGACAGGAACUACUGGUACUUCGCCAGCGAGAACCUGGACAAGCUGCGCAACGUGAUCUCCACGUACGUGUGGGAGCACCUGGACGUGGGCUACAUGCAGGGCAUGUGCGACCUGGUGGCGCCCCUGCUGGUCAUCUUCGACGACGAGUCGCUCAGCUACAGCUGCUUCUGCAAGCUCAUGGAGCGCAUGAUCGAGAACUUCCCGAGUGGCGGGGCCAUGGACAUGCACUUCGCCAACAUGAGAUCCCUCAUCCAGAUCCUCGACUCCGAGAUGUACGACCUGAUGGACUCGAACGGGGACUACACGCACUUCUACUUCUGCUACCGCUGGUUCCUGCUGGACUUCAAGAGGGAGCUCGUCUACGACGACGUCUUCGCCACCUGGGAGGUGAUCUGGGCGGCCAAGCACAUCGCCUCCGGCCACUUCGUCCUCUUCCUGGCCCUGGCCCUGCUGGAGACCUACCGCGACAUCAUCCUCUCGAACAGCAUGGACUUCACCGACGUCAUCAAGUUUUUCAAUGAAAUGGCCGAGCGCCACAACGCCCAGUCGAUCCUGCAGCUGUCCAGGAACCUGGUCCUCCAGCUGCAGACCAUCAUCGAGAACAAGUGAAGAGCCAUCGGCAGACAUCAGACAUCAGACCCCAGACCUCAUCAUCCGUCGUCAGUUCCUGGAGACCUCAGUUCCGAUCAGUAUUGAGCAUGCGAUGUACUAAGUAGCUAGCACCUAGGGCCUAGAAAGUUAGAAAGCGCUUGGGGACACAUAACCGGAGACAUAUAGCAUAUACCCUAACCACAUAUACCAUAGAACACAUAUACGUGCACCACAAGCCUGCACCCUAGAGAUGGCAAUUAGCUGAGGUUUUUGGGAGGCUUCCCGCAAUCCGCAAUGGUUUUUUGGAAACGGCUGGGAAUCGCUUAAAGAAACUUAACAAAAUAAAGGAAAUUGUAGUGACCUGAAAAAACAAAAGAGAGAAAAUCAAGUGGAAACCGAGCAACGUAACAGAUGAACUAUUUAUACUUAUACAAUAUACAUGCAUAUACCGAUUAUAUUAUAUACAGGCAGUUGCAUAUUUAUACGUUUUGUAUAUUCGAGAACCGGGCGAGGAUCACGGGCAUAUAUGGAUAUUGUGUUAGAUAUCGUCUAUAUAUGGCAGUGCUGUGGGGCUGCGACUGCGGCCAAUUGUUGUUAAUGUUACGUUAUAGAUUUGGAAGUUAUCAGGUAUGUUAUAUGCGCAUUGAAGGAAUUCAGGGGGAGGCAAGGUGGGCUUUUCGAGAGAGGUUUAUUGUCACUUUAAAAACUGUGUUCAAUUGUUGAAAACCAGAGAAAAGUGGAGGUUUUCGAGGGGAUUUCUCUGAGGAGUUUUGGAAUCUGUGGUGAUUUUAUAUCGCUUCAGAACAGUUGAGUUUUAGGAAGGAGAGCUUAGAAGAUCUAAAACUUGCAGUGAUUUAAUUUCGCUUUAAUAACUUUGUGUAAAGCAAAAUAUUUCGAUACGGAGAGUUGAGUUUCUCAAGGAUAAGCAUUUCGAGGUGAUUUGAAAUCGCCGGAAAAGAGUAGAUUUUUUUACAGCCUACUAUAUUAGGGGACUUAAGAUCUAUAAUGAUUUGACAAAGCUUAAGUCCUGUGUGCGAUGACAGGAGAUUUUCAAAAAGGCAGUAGAGCUAUGUAAGGAUUACCAUUUUGAGGAGUUUUAAGACCUGCAGAGGUUUUUGAGGCCACCCCUGAAUCGUGAUGCAAUUGUUUGCUUGUUCGGAUUGUUUUCCCCAUUUUUCCUUUGUAGCUGCAAGCGUUAGGAAAACAUUUUGUAUUCGAGUUGCCCGACAGGUGGAUCCUGGGGCCAUAUUUCUAUGGGUAAACCAAGCCACAGAAAACACAGAAAAACGUUACGAAAUUAUUGUUGACGGCUGCGAAGCGCUGAGUUUGUUUGUUAGCAGAAUUAAUAGCAGCCCAACAUAUAUAUAGACAUACUAUAAACUAGUAUUUAUACAAAUAUUAACCCAAAACAUAGAUAUAGGAGCGGAACGUGUUAGCCGUGUAUUGUUAUAACCGAACCCGAUUCGUUGCUACUCUCAGGCAAACUACACACAUAGAUUCUAUCCGGUUUUCGUUGUUUUUUGGUAAGUGCAGGCGCACCAAAAAUCCCUCCACUGGGCUUGUAUACAACUUAUAUUAUAUAGAACUAUAUAGAGCGAACACUUUGUGUGGAAUCUGAUUUAAUGCGAGAAGCACGCUUUUUGUGUAUGGAAAAACGUAAAAACGAAAACCAAAAAAAUACUUAAUGUGAUUUCUUGUUGCUUCUUUGAAUAUUGAUAUUUUUGUAAGCGCUAAACCGUAUACAUAUACAUAUAUAUAUAUACAUAACGAAAGGGAAGGAGAUGGCAGGCAACAGAAAGAGACGGCGAGCGAUGUCGGAAGAGAGGGGAGAUAUAUUUUACACUUGGCUGGGAAAAACCGGGGGAUAGAGAAAGUCAGUCGAGUCCAACCAAAGUUUGGCCACACUUUUGAUACACAUAUUCGACAGAAGAUCAAACGAUCCACCACGACAAAAGCAAAACUAAAGAACUAAAACACGAAGAGCAAGGCAGGAACUCUCGCUAUAACAUAUUGUAUCGUAACCAAGCUAAGCUACCGUAUAUAUAUACACAUAUAUAUACCCGUCUGUGUAGAGACACCACCUAUAGAGCCCCGAGCAUAUAGAUAUUACGUUACCCACGAUUGUAACCACAACAUUUAGCAUACGCAUGAAUAUUACGAAUACCCUAUGUUCCGAGCGAAACCCACAUGAAGCCCAGAGAAAACAAACAACCGAUUAAUGUAUAAUUUACCGAAACCAUGUCGGUGGAAUCAAAAUAAAAGAAAUUAUGUAAAAUGUUUACAAGAAACCGG